Molecule: messenger RNA, 936 nt
Organism: Choloepus didactylus (southern two-toed sloth)
Lineage: Eukaryota; Metazoa; Chordata; Mammalia; Pilosa; Megalonychidae
Product: olfactory receptor 2G6-like
Biological process (GO): G protein-coupled receptor signaling pathway
Cellular component (GO): membrane
Molecular function (GO): olfactory receptor activity; G protein-coupled receptor activity
Source: RefSeq, a predicted model, not a curated record
AUGGAGGAAACCAUCAAUAGUUCUCAAAAAGGAUUUAUUCUUCUGGGAUUCUCAGAUCAGCCCCAGCUUGAAAGGAUCAUAUUUGUCAUUAUUUUGGUCUUCUACAUCUUGAACUUUCUGGGGAAUACUGCUAUCAUUUUGGUUUCCUGUACAGACCCUAAACUCCAUACUCCAAUGUACUUUUUCCUCAGCAAAAUUUCUUGUGUGGACAUCUGCUUCACAACAAGUAUUGCCCCUCACUUGCUGAUUACCAUGGGCAAGAAAGACAAGACCAUGAGCUAUGGUGGAUGUGUAGCCCAGCUUUAUGUGGCCAUGUGGUUGGGUUCCUGUGAGUGUAUUCUCUUGGCAGUCAUGGCCUAUGACCGCUAUGCUGCUGUCUGUCAACCUCUUCACUAUACUUCCAUUAUGCAUCCUCAACUCUGUGCAAUCCUGGCUGGCCUAGCAUGGAUCAGUGGCCUCAUCGCCUCCCUAAUUCAGUGCUCCCUUACCAUGCAGCUGCCCCUCUGUGAUCACCACAAAUUGGACCACAUCUUCUGUGAGGUGCCAGUGCUCAUCAAAUUGGCCUGUGUGGACACAACUUUCAAUGAGGCAGAGCUCUUUGUAUCCAGUGUAAUUGUCCUUGUUGUCCCUGUGUCACUCAUCUUAGUCUCCUAUGGCUUUAUAACCCAAGCUGUGCUGAGGAUCAAAUCAGCCACAGGACAUCAAACUUUUGGGACCUGUUCUUCCCACCUGGUUGUGGUCAUCAUUUUCUAUGGGACCACCAUCUUUAUGUAUCUUCAGCCAGCUAAAAGUAGCUCCAAAAACCAGGGGAAGUUUGUCUCCCUUUCCUAUACCAUAGUCACCCCACUCUUAAAUCCCAUUAUCUACACUCUGAGAAACAAGGAUGUAAAAGGGGCCUUGAGGGCACUAAUAAUUGGGAAUGUUUUUCUGUUAUGA